Messenger RNA from Gadus chalcogrammus (walleye pollock), 2503 nucleotides. RefSeq lists its product as uncharacterized. Lineage: Eukaryota; Metazoa; Chordata; Actinopteri; Gadiformes; Gadidae. The transcript has 12 exons. Bases 144 to 1595 code for a protein of 483 amino acids. The record is from RefSeq and is a predicted model, not a curated record.
CGUUGGCUCAUAUCGGGAGUAGAACGCACAGUAGUUGGAGACUUUCACUUUCCUAUAAGAACUGCCGCGAAUACAACCUCGUUUCGAUUUCCCAGCCCACUGAUCGACUUCAAAACCCAGCGAAGAGACUCUUGGUAGACGGCAUGCAGCCAGAAUGGACAGGCUCAGGGCCGCCUAACGAGAGCCUCCUUUACCAAUCCCUGAAGCCCUAUCUGGACACCCCGACCAGAAAACAGCCAAUCAUCGGCCUCGACAGUGUCACAGAAUGCGUGAAGGUGGGAUCAUGUAGUCAGGAGGCCCUCUACCUGUGCGAGGUGUGCCAGAGUCGCAUGAAAAGGUCAGACGUCCGGAACCACAUCAUGGGGUCCCUCCACAGAUACCGCUACAUUAAUGCCCGGCACCCUGACCUGGCGGUGGGGUGGGGCCAGACGGUGGACGUCUCAAAGCUGGCCUGGCCCUUGAUGGAGAUGGCCAGCGUGCUGGAGAAGAGGGAUGGACCGGGCAUCGUGAAGGUGCUGCAGUUGGAUGCCUUUACUUUCAAGGAGAUGGGACAGAAAAGUGCGGCAAGUGCGGUAUCUCAGAUGGCUGCAAUGAGAUGUGAACGGAUGGAGGGAAGGUCUCCUCACCCAUCGGAGCUCACACAGACCCAUGUCGAUAACUGCGAGGUCCAACCGCGGAGAGUCCAGUCGUCCCCGAAGAAGUGCCCGGUCAAGUCCCGGAACGCAGUAGUUCAGCACCCCAAGUCCAGCGUGCCAUUACAGACGAACAACGCUACGUCCGACGCGGACACCACUAUGAAGCCGCCUCUUGCUAAGUCAGCCGAGCCUUUUGUCCAAUUGGAGAGCAGGGGCCACAUUCUGGACGGUCACACGGUUAUCGGUCUGGACUGUGUGGUGGAGUGUCGGAGGAAGGACAACGGCAGCCCGUCCUGCUUCUUGUGUCAAUGCUGCCGCGUCAAGUCCGACCCAGACGACUUCAUUGCUCACCUGACUAGUCCCUCGCAUAUCUCCAACUACCUGAUGGAGGUUUACCCUGAAUGUGUGGAGGCCAUGAUGGGAGGCCUGAAUGGUGAGAAGGAGCUCCUGCAGUCAGUGGCCCUGAGGGUGGAAAAUAUAGAAGGGAGAGGAGAAUACAAGGUUUUGGAGUGGCCAACACAUCUGUGUGAUCAACUGAGUGAUAAGACCUACCACUGGUGCAUACAAAUGUUCUCUGACAGCGAGCAGUCGACUAGCGCUGCCCGGCAGAAGAAUACCAUUAGCCUAAAAGGUUUAGACGCUUUCCACCAACUGACGACCUGGAAGGACGCCACCGAGGCCGGGUCCGAGCGGGCAGCCAAGAAGCGGAGGACCAGGAAGGAAACCGAUCCCGUUUUCAAGGUAAGCAUGCCGAUGUCUGAAGGUGCGUUCGUUUUGGAGAGGGCGUCUUUCAGCCUGCCCAACUCGGCCGCUGUCAGCACGACGUCCAGGCCACAGUCCAGUCCACCAUCCAGCACCACCACCGGGAACCCGGGCCCCGGAGCCCCUGGCCCGGGAGCCCCUGGCACGGGAGCCACUGGCACGGAAGCCCCUGGCAUCGUACUCAAACGUGGACUUUAGCCCGCUGACUGUUACGUUGUUCGAGACGCCACACUUGCCGCUCACAGACUCACCGCCGCGCCAGAUUGAAGUCCGAUGCACAGACGUGGAGGAGACCAUCCCAGUCGUCAUCGGACGCCGAGCGCAGACGGAGUUUGUCCCAGGUUGGGCCCUCCCGACACAGGGGGCAGACCUGAAACGUACCAACCAAGUACCUCACAAGGCUGCUUUUACCCUCAGCCUUACCCUCAGGAGAACCUGCAGUUCAUCGCUGAUGCACAGACAUGUGUGAUCCAACACGACCCCCCACAGGCUUCUGGCGCUGGGCCCCCUGCAGACGGCAUUAGCCACCCUGUCUCCAGCCUUACGGGGGCUGGUGUUGUGACCCAAAGGUCUCUGUCCUCCUGCACGCUCCCCGUAUUUCAUGACUACCAACGAGAAACGAGCCAUGUCGACCCAAAGCCUACCAUCGCUUUUUACUACUGCACCCCUGGAGGCCAGCGGCGGUCCUAGUUAGGAUUUAUUUUUAGUUUUUUUUCAGGUUCAGGAAAUAUACUUUGGCUAAGGACAAUGGGAUAUUGGCUGUAACGAUUCACAAUGCAAAGUAGAAGGGAUUGUCAUCACGUGUCCCUGUUCAAAAACUUCAGUUUUUUUAUUUCUUCAAAGAAACAAAGGGCGUAAACACGAGGGUUUGUGAUACCAAAUAUAUUGUUGAAAUAAGUACAAUUUUUGUUACUAGAUCUCCAUUCAUUUUUCUUUUAUAUUCAAUGAUAAUCUUUUGAAGACUCAAAUGAAAAAAAUAAUCACUUUACCACUGUAUAAGCUGUUAAUGUUACUUUUUGACAAGUUUAUGCAUGUGAAAAACAUUUUCAUUUAAUUUUUAUAAAUGAUUGAUAUCCUGUUAAUUUUUACCCAAAUGUUGAUCCAAA